CAAACUUUCGGCCACUAUGACUGAAUAGUUUUCUCUUGGAGAAUUAACUCUUCUUCUUAUUAUUAUUCUUAUUCUUACAACCCAGUUAUUGCAGUUGUGGGCAGAAGUGAAGAUGUCUUUGUCUAAGAUUCAGAGCCUCAGACUGGCAGCUGUACUGGAGGACUGUUCAGACCAGUUGGACAUACUGGGACACACUCUGAGAGUCCCAGCCGGCAGAGAACAAGGCACUGCAGCAGUUCAGGAGAGAGCCCGACUGACCAAGCUGAGGAGAGACUGUCAGUUCACGCAGCAGGUGGUUUACAAGCUGCACGUGGAGCUUGAGCAGAGGCAGAGUUUCACCUCGUUGCUGCUGCAGGAGGAGCUGGAGGAGACGAGGAGGAGAGGAAGAGAGGAGGAGCAGAGGAAGAAAGAAGAAACGAUACAAAGGGAGGCAGAGAGGGAGCUGGAGCAGCGAAAACAACACCUACAGAGACAACAAGAGGAGCUCCAAGAGAGCACCAAGAAAUUGAAGGUCUUGGAGGACUUGUACCGGCAGCAGUCAUUAGAGGCAGAUUACACAAAGAUCAUGGAGAAAUACACUGAGCUACAGCUCCAACAGACACAGAAGGACAUGAACCGGGCUGAGGAGCAUCUAGAGGAGCAGCUGAGGCUGCUGCAGAAACAGCUGGACGAGGAGGCCAGAGUUCAUGAGGAGUCCGAGAAAUUCCUGCAGAAUCAGCACGAGCACUUGCAGCAGGAGCUGCUGCAGUCGCAGCAGCGCACAAAGCUGAUGCUGCAAGAGAAGGAGGAGCAGCUGAACAGUGUGCGCCGCAGAAGAACAGUGAAUAUGGACAAACUGUCAGAGAUGAGGAGGAAGUUCGCAGAGAUGGAGCAGGUGGUGAUGGAGGACAGGGAGGAGCAGGAAAAACUGAACCAAAAGCAGGCGGAGGCUGGAGCUGCUACCAUGCUGCAGGCCUGGUGGAGAGGCUGCAUGGUCCGUAAAGGCCUUGGGAGUUUUGAAAAAGCAGAGAAGACAAAGAAAGGCAAGAAGAGCAAGGAAGGAAAGAAGAAGAAGAAGAAGAAAUAAUCAGGCUUUUUCCUCACACAGCUUCUUAUAAGUUAAACUUGUUUUAAUUA
Molecule: messenger RNA, 1116 nt
Organism: Solea solea (common sole)
Lineage: Eukaryota; Metazoa; Chordata; Actinopteri; Pleuronectiformes; Soleidae
Product: dynein regulatory complex protein 9-like
Exons: 10
Coding region: 113-1066 (317 amino acids)
Biological process (GO): cilium organization
Cellular component (GO): motile cilium; cytoplasm
Molecular function (GO): protein binding
Source: RefSeq, a predicted model, not a curated record